GGGACGUGGCCUAGCCACGCGUACAGUCCAACAGGUCCCCCGCCGAGGCAACAGCUGUUUCGCUCCUGUGGCCCGGGUGCGAGCCGGGACCGCAACUCUACUGCCCUCCCCUCGGUCCAACAUAGCUGCCACGGCCCACCUUCCGCCAGGCGCAACCCCGACUUCCAGCUUCCCGUUACACUGCGAGGGUCUCCCAACGAGGCCGAAGCCGCAGUGCCGACCAGACUCUUGACUUCGCUCUCCCAGAACUGGACAGGGCCGGGGGUGCCCUGUCUCUUCUUCAGAACGUCGAAAGAGUCGGGUGGUUUUC
Parathielavia appendiculata is the source of this 310-nucleotide messenger RNA. RefSeq lists its product as uncharacterized. The annotation marks the transcript as partial. NCBI's taxonomy places the organism in Eukaryota, Fungi, Ascomycota, Sordariomycetes, Sordariales, Chaetomiaceae. The transcript has 2 exons. The record is from RefSeq and is a predicted model, not a curated record.